ACAUUGGUGGAGGCAAGAAAGAAACGAGAAGAUGCUGGUGUGUCUGUGUCAUAUCUUUUUGUAUUGAUUUUCUUCACUGUGAGCUGCAGAUCAGAUUAAAUGAUGACCGCUCGGAAAAAUGACUACUCCGAUGGAGAUCUCUACGCAAAACCCCACAGAAACCCACAUUUCCGGGCAAAAUGGCGUCUCACAGGCACAGCUACCAGCCUCUCCUUCAAUUAUCGGCCAGGACAAAUUUCUCGUUUCUGUUGAAGUUUGCUUGAAACCCUCGAGCUCAGCUCGCGUUGAAGAUGUCCGCUCCGCCGUUGAAAGAAUGCUUGAAAAGAGGAGUUUAAGCUAUAUCGAUGGACCUAUUCCAGUGCCUGUCGAUGAUCCCUUUAUUGCACAAAACGUACAAAGAAUCUGUAUUUGUGACACGGAUGAAUGGGCAAAGAGCCAUGAGAUUCUUUUGUUCUGGCAGGUCAAACCUUUUGUACAUGUCUAUCAGCUUAGUGAGGAAGGACCUUGUGAGGAAUUAAGUGGGGAUGGUCAACUUUCUAGUUUCAAUGAAUGGAUUCUUCCUGCAAAGGAGUUUGAUGGCAUGUGGGAAAGCCUAAUUUAUGAAUCUGGUCUCAAGCAAAGGUUAUUGCGUUAUGCAGCGAGUGCACUACUCUUCACCGAGAAGGGUGUUGAUCCUUUCCUUGUGUCAUGGAACCGAAUUAUUCUUUUACAUGGACCACCAGGGACUGGGAAAACAUCUUUAUGUAAAGCGUUGGCUCAGAAACUAUCAAUACGAUUUAACUCUAGAUAUCCUCAAUGCCAGUUGGUUGAAGUUAAUGCUCACUCUUUAUUUAGCAAAUGGUUCUCUGAAAGUGGCAAGUUGGUUGCAAAGCUUUUCCAGAAGAUUCAAGAGAUGGUGGAGGAAGAAAACAAUCUGGUAUUUGUUUUGAUCGAUGAAGUUGAAAGCCUUGCUGCUGCAAGAAAAGCUGCUUUGUCUGGUUCUGAACCUUCUGAUUCUAUUCGAGUUGUCAAUGCACUACUAACUCAGAUGGACAAAUUGAAAUGCUCGCCAAAUGUGAUUAUUCUGACUACCUCUAAUAUAACUGCUGCUAUUGAUAUUGCAUUUGUGGAUCGAGCUGAUAUCAAAGCAUAUGUUGGUCCUCCGACUCUUGAAGCUCGUUAUGAAAUUCUAAGGUCCUGUUUGCAGGAACUUAUACGAACGGGAAUCAUAUCAAAUUUCCAGGGCUUUGACAACCUCGUACCUCCAAAUUAUUCAACUCUGAAAGAGAAAUUGAGUGCACCUGAUAUUCAAGAAGCUCAGACGCCAGUGAGCUCAUAUAAACAAUUGCUUGAAGCUGCACAGGCAUGCGAGGGACUAAGUGGAAGAUCAAUAAGAAAACUUCCAUUUUUGGCACAUGCGGCUCUUUCAAACCCAUAUGCCUGUGACGCUAAUAAGUUCUUGUCAGCAAUGAUAGACACAGCAAGGAGGGAGCGUUCUGAGCUACCCGAAUGAUUUUUACCAAUGUAAAUUGUAAAAGAUAUGUUCAAAGCUAAACAGAAAGAAGCCUACUUUUCUAUGCCCCUCGGUAUCUCAAAAAUGAGAUUCCUGAUACAAUUAAGUCAUAGUAGGAGGUUUUUAACCCUAUCCCAUGUAAGGAAGGGGCAUUCGGGACACUGGUGCUAGCCUUUGUAGAAAUGGUUCCCUUCUUUUUUUAAUUUUAAAUCCUAAUUAAAAGCAACUGUCAUGUGAUUAUGUGAAAUAGUAGAAUAUGCGGAGUAUUAAUUUGUU
Molecule: messenger RNA, 1768 nt
Organism: Hevea brasiliensis (rubber tree)
Lineage: Eukaryota; Viridiplantae; Streptophyta; Magnoliopsida; Malpighiales; Euphorbiaceae
Product: pachytene checkpoint protein 2 homolog
Exons: 15
Coding region: 119-1492 (457 amino acids)
Biological process (GO): meiotic recombination checkpoint signaling; reciprocal meiotic recombination
Cellular component (GO): nucleus; chromosome
Molecular function (GO): ATP hydrolysis activity; ATP binding
Source: RefSeq, a predicted model, not a curated record